AUGUCAGGAAUAGAACAUCAAGUUGUGAACACUGAAAGUUGUGGAAAAAUUAACGUAUUCAUACAGGGUCCACGUAAUACAAAAGUUGCUUUCUUGACAGUUCAUGAUCUUGGAUGCAAUCAUAAUGAAAUCGUUAAUUUUCUUGCACACGAAUCCAUGGAACCGCUAGUUAAUCGAUGUACCUGGGUACAUGUAGAUGUUCCGGGACAAGGAGAUGGUGAAUCGGAUUUACCUGCAGAUUAUACGUUUCCUUCAGUUCAGCAACUUGCAGAAGGCAUGAGUGAAGUAUGCAAUGCACUUAGAUUACAGUAUGUUGUUGUUUUCGGUGAAGGAGCUGGAGCAAAUAUAUUAGUUAGACUGGUGAUGUUAAGAUAUGACAUAGUUUUGGGUGCUAUUUUAAUUCAUUGUACUGGAACAACUGCAGGGUUAUCUGAAAGUCUUCGAGAUAGAUUAAUUGGAUGGAAAUUAAAUACAGUUGGAAUGAAUCCAGCUGCAGAAUCAUAUUUAUUAAUGCAUCGUUUUGGUUCGGCUGCAGAUUCAGAAGACGAAGUGGAAGUACGAGAAGUCCUUAUAAAAUUUCGUCAAUCACUGAGAACAGCAAUUAAUCCGAGAAAUUUAAACAAAUUUAUUAUGUCAUUUAUGUCACGUACAAAAAUCUUAGAACAUGUCGAUCAAAUAAGAUGUCCCGUUUUAUUUCUAACCGGUGCAUUAGCAUCACAUAAUCAUACAGUGUUUCGUCUAUACAAUGCUGUUCUAUCCGCUGUACGAAAUGAUCCAAAUCUACAAGGUAAAGUUGAAUUGAUUCAACUAGAUAAUGUGGCAAAUGUAUUAAGUGAACAGCCUGAAAAAGUUGCCGAAUGUCUACAAUAUUUUAUCCAGGGAUUAGGUUUAGUAAGACUCAGAUAAAUCUGUGCUCGACCUAGAGCCUGGUCCGAGUCUAAAGAUGGGCUCUAGAAUGAGCGAGUCUUCGAUCGAGCCCCUCCAACGAUGCAUAAUGGCAAUGUGAUUUAUUUGAGUUCAUAGGUGAGUCUAUUGUAAAGGUUGCUAUGUCAGAUGAUGUAUCUCCUUUUGUUCGAAUUAAGUGUUUGCCAGAAAUAAACAGUUAUCUGAGCAUAUUUGCAAUAGACGGUCUCCAGUAUAUGUUCGCUGGGUCGCAACACCACAAGAUCCACCUAAGUACCUUUUGGAUUGGUUUAAUUUACCUACUUGAGCAUUAAAAUCACCCGCCACUAUUGCUACAUCAGAGCGUUUGGUUUUUUGUAGCGAAUUGGAUGACUUCCUACAAAAUUCAUCAGUGGGAGGGUAGGCAGAGACAAUGAGAAGACAAUGGCGUGUGUCCCGAUCUUUUCGAACUCUUACUGUUCCGUUUAGUCAAAAUGACUAUAUAUUGGAACCCACUCUAACAGCGUCUGUUCUGAUUUAGAAAAGAAUGCUAUGCCGAUGUUGGUUAGUUGUAUUGUCUCUAAACGGCAGUUCAUAAUAAAGUUGUUGUAUGUAAUCGGUCGAUUCCACUAUGUUUUCUGUUCAAUAAAGGCGUACAAUGAGCCUCCAUACUUUUUAAUAACGAAUAUUCUUAGGAAAUUCAAAAAAUAUUGAUUACUUUUAAUGAUGAUAACACACUAAAGUAAACAAUUAUUCAAGUAGAUCAAGCAUUUCAAUGCAAGUCACCAAGACUACAAGAAUGCUGAAAAGCAAUGAAGACUAUCAACUUUUUAUGUUGAUGAAUUGUUAAAUAUGUGUGAUAUCUUGUGCUUCCCACUUGCUGACCAGCUUUCCGAUUAACUGCUUAUAAACUAAAUAGAAUGCAUAUAUCUAUGCACGUUAUUUUAACAAAGCGUAUCCAUUCGACUAAAGACUAAAAAACGUUAAUAAAUUCUUAUAAUAAAUUAUGGAACAAGUAGUCAGUGAUGAUGCCCCAGUUACUGAAUUCUCGAUAUUGAAUUAGAAAUGUAGUGAUUGAAAGUCAAAAGGUAAGCAUAACUUUUAUUUGUUCUUUUGAACGCAUAAAUAUUAGUACAAAGGGGCACCGAAUACAUAUGCGCCACGCAAGUCACUUGAUUUGUGUGUGGGUUGUGAUACUACCCGGGUACCCAAACCGAAACGAGCCUUCGACCUAAAGGUUUAAUCCACAAGGCAGUGGAGGAACUUGAGGUGAUGCAGUCCCAACACUUUGUUCAUACGCCAUAUGUUUCCUCAGGAUGCUGGAACACAUAUGCACCAUUGGUUUGGAAUCAGGGUUUCCCAACUCUUCUAUGUGAACCCUUCUCGUCCACCAACCCGAUUAAAGCGCCGAAUAUUCGCUUUU
Molecule: messenger RNA, 2305 nt
Organism: Schistosoma spindalis
Lineage: Eukaryota; Metazoa; Platyhelminthes; Trematoda; Strigeidida; Schistosomatidae
Source: the annotation of a GenBank genome assembly